AUGUGCCGGUUCCUGCUAUAUGUGGGCGUGGACCCGUUGACAGUGGCCGAGGUGGUGACCCAGCCACGGCACUCGCUCUGUCGGCAGACGCUGUGGUCGGCCCAGCUGGUCACGGGCUUUGCCGUCCAUCUCGAUGGCUGUGGGCUCGGAUGGUACUCGCUCCACGAAGAUGACCAGUUGCCGUGUGUGUUCACCUCCAUGUCACCGGCCCACAACAACGCCAACUUGCAUCGCCUCGCCAAGGCCACCCGAUCGCGCAUGUUCAUGACCCAUGUCCGCUCGGCAACCACGGGCUCGCUCUCCGAGGCCAACUGCCAUCCGUUUGCCGCUGGCAAGCUCCUCUUCAUGCACAACGGAUCCGUGGGUGCAUUUUCCGCAGGUGUCAAGCGCAAGCUGCUUGCUUCGCUCAGGGACGAUAUCUACGGCGGCAUCCUCGGAUCCACAGACUCGGAGCACAUCUUUGCCCUCUUCCUCAACACCUUUCCGCAGGGCACAGACUUUGAUCACCUCGAUCUGGUCCCGGCCGACUUACUUGCCGCCCUCUACGAGACGGUGGCCCAGCUGAAUGCAUGGGAGGCCGAGGCUGCCGCAGACCGUGGCGUAGACUUUGUCUCUUACCUCAACAUCGCCAUCUCGGACGGAACAACCUCGGUCGCCACUCGCUAUGUCUCGCGCAACGGGGUCAUGUCUGACUCGGACCCGUCGGUCUCGCUCUACUUUGCCACUGGUUCGCGCAUUGCCUCUGUCCCUGCGCCAGACGCCAAGCCCGGUGAUGCGCUCACCGACUGCACCAUGGUGACCGAGAACAAGACGCCGUCGCUGGUUGUCAUUGCCUCGGAGCCGCUGUGGGACUCGGACGACUGGCUGGCAGUUCCGCAGAACACAGCCAUGGUCGUCACCUCGCAGAUCGACGGUCCUUCCCGCUCCGGCUCCACCCGCAUCUUUUCCGAGUCGCACAACUGGAUCGAUGCCACUCCACCGACCUCGCCACUCUCUGCUGCCGCCGGCUCCUUUGCCUUCCCGCCCGCUCUGCUCGGCUCGCCGGUGGGUCUCGGAGUGAGCGGCGCCGCCGUCGUCGAUCCACUCGACCCACUCGCCGGCUUUACCCUCCCGCAACAUACAACAUGUAUGGUACUCGCCGAGCUUGCCGACAAAGCUGCUGUCGCCGCUGGUCUCUCAAACGGCGACAUCCGCAUCUUUGACACAAGCUCGUAUCAGCUGGCUGUCACGCUGACGGGCCACGUCCGCGCCGUCACUUCGCUGCUCUUUCUCCAAGACUCGGAUCUGCUGCUGAGUGGCUCGGCCGACACAUACAUUCGUGUGUGGCAAGCUUCGCCUCCGCAUGCCUGCUUGGGGCUCUUUAACUCGCGAUCCGGGAGCGUCAUCUCACUCGCCGUCGCCCCGGACGCCGGCCUCCUCUACGUCGGCAUGCACGAUGGAUUCAUCCGCUCACUUGUCCUUGACGAUCUCCUGGCUGCGUUGAGCGAAGAGAGCCCCAUCCCGGUGUCAAUGGAUGCAGUGGCGGCGGCAGACAAUCCGAUUCCACUCAUUCGCCAGCCGUUGCGGCUCCACCCGCCUCCGGCACCUUCACCGUACGCCGCCGCGGCCAGUGAGAGUGCAACUUGCUCUGCAUCUGUGUGCACUCCGUGUGAGCGGCCAGUUCAUGCCACCGCCAACUCGAUGCACCGCGGGAGCGUACUAUGCAUGGCGUACGAUGCAGGCGCUGCGAGGCUGUACUCGGGUACUGCCACAGGUUCCAUCUCGGUCUGGACGUCGCCGGCGCUGCAGCAUCGCGAAGCACUGCUCGAGGGCCAUGCGUCAUCGGUGCUGGCCAUGGUGCUUGAACCUGGCCGUCGGCUCUUUUCAGGCGCAUCUGACACCACUAUUCGGGUCUGGGAUCUGACAUUUCCUGGUCCGCCGUUUUGCCUCCGGGUCCUCUCGCGGCACUCGUCGGCAGUGGUGGCGUUCGCCAAGUGCGCCGACAACCUGGUCUCGAUCGGAAGUGGCGGAGAUGUUUGCGUUUGGAGCCUCGGCUCGCUCGCCUGUCUGCGACUUGUCCACGUCCCGCACGAACCACUCUAUGGACUCAUGCUCGGCUCGACGUUGUGGAUCGGCGCUGCCAACGCACGAUGUGCCGUGUAUGACCUCGUGCGACAUACUGGGGCGGUAUCGCUGGUCGAGAGCCCCGCCGCCAGCUCAUGUGCGCCGCUGCUCGACCAGCUCGGCGCAAGCGAGGUUGUCACGACCGAGGCGCUCAUUGCGAUGCUUGGCGAGUUUGUGGCCCACGCAUCGGUCUCGGGCUCCCCAGCACGUGCAUCGGCAUGCCUAGCGGCGGCGCGGCACAUGUCAGACGCGCUGCUUGCACUCGGAGCGGACGUCCGCAUUGUGCCAAACCCGACCUCGCCGCGACGAAAUCCGAUUGUGCUGGGGCGGAUCGGGGCCGACCCGUCCAAGCCGACGCUCGCCUUUUACGGACACUACGACGUGCAGCCGGCAUCGCCCGACAACGGGUGGGAGAGCGACCCGUGGACGCUCACCCCGCGCGACGGGUAUCUGUACGGGCGCGGAGCGUCAGACGACAAGGGGCCCAUUGUGGCCUUUCUCGCGGCUGUGGGCGAGCUGGUGGCUCACGCCAAGUGCGGCUCACUGCCAAUCAACGUCGUCUUUGUGGUCGAGGGCGAAGAGGAGUCAGGCUCGGCCGGUCUCCGCGAGGCAAUCGAGGCCAACAGCGAGCUCCUGGGUGGCGUCGACUACGUCCUCCUCUCAAACACGUACUGGGUUGGCGACCAGGCGCCGUGCCUCACCCUCGGCAUGCGCGGGGUCAUCCACGUUGCGCUGACCGUCACUGGCCCGCCGCGCGAUCUGCACUCGGGCGUCGACGGCGGAGCGGUCCGCGAGCCGCUGGUCGACCUUGUCCACGUCCUGGACGGCUUGUUUGAGGACGGCAACACACGAGUGGCGGUACCCGGCUUUUACGUCGACGUGACCGAGACCGCGCUUGACCUCAACGUCCACGACUUUGACCUCGACCGCUACCUGGACGAGAUUGGCGUGGCGCCCGGGGACCGCGACGCCAACACCGAGUCUGUGCUCCAGCGGCGGUGGCUCCUGCCGUCGCUCUCGGUCCACGACGUCCAGGGCUCGUUUACCGGUUCGGGCGCGUCGUCGGUCAUUCCGCGACGGGCGACGGCCAAGGUCUCGAUGCGGAUUGUGCCGGACCAGAGCAUCGACACUAUGAUUGCGCGGCUGCAGGCCCACGUCGACGCGGUCUUUGGCGAGUUGAACUCGACCAACAGUGUGGCCGUCAAGGUGGUACAGGCCGGAAAGUGGUGGUCGGCGGAUGCCGAGUCGCCGCUCUACGGCCUCGCAGCAGAAGCGGUGGAGGAGGUCUGGGGCGCUCCGCCGCUCUUUGUCCGCGAAGGCGGCUCCAUUCCGGUCGUGCCGUACCUCGAGGAGACGCUGGGUGCGCCAGCGCUGCACAUCCCGAUGGGCCAGGCGUCGGAUAAUGGCCAUCUCGCGAACGAGCGACUCCGGGUCACAAACCUCGUCAAUGGCAAGCGAAUGUUCCGCCGGGUCAUGGAGGGCCUUCCGAGCCUCGGCAAGGUAAAGACGACCGCAUCGUAG
Messenger RNA from Thecamonas trahens ATCC 50062, 3624 nucleotides. RefSeq names its product WD repeat protein. NCBI's taxonomy places the organism in Eukaryota, Apusomonadida, Apusomonadidae. The transcript is spliced from 2 exons. Gene Ontology annotation, molecular function: protein binding; peptidase activity. The coding region runs from base 1 to 3624 and encodes 1207 amino acids. The record is from RefSeq and is a predicted model, not a curated record. Gene Ontology annotation, biological process: proteolysis; glutathione catabolic process.